AUGGCAGAUAAGCUCGUGGAAUGCCCUGGAGAUGCCAAACACCUACCAUCCACGUCACCGACCACGACGACAACGCGGGCCUGGCCACCAGUGGAGACGCGCAGCCGGGCACCUGAGUUCUAUGGCUUUGUAGCCUGGACAUCGACUUAUAUCCUCUUUGUGGUCUAUCUAUUAUGGGCUAUCUUACCCGAUGACUGGAUUGUAUGGUUUGGCGUAACAUGGUACCCCAAUCGAGAAUGGGCUAUCCUGAUACCCUCCUGGACGGUUAUGGCAGUUUUGUUUACAUAUUUCACAUAUAUGACUCUGGCUUUGGCUGGUACGCCUGCUUUCGAUGAGGCGAGGAGUAUCACAGACGACUACACUAUAUACCCCAAGUGGGAGGAUGGCCGCAACGCAUACCUAGAGUCCACCAAACCUGGUGCAGUCCCCGAGCUCUACGACAUCCCAAUCGGCAUGGUCAACCGAGUGCUAUACCAACGACCUCGAGGAACGCAUCUUACAAAAGAUAUCAAUCGAAAAGAGAAGGAGCUCUGA
This is a messenger RNA of Coprinopsis cinerea okayama7#130, 534 nucleotides long. RefSeq lists its product as hypothetical. The coding region runs from base 1 to 534 and encodes 177 amino acids. Lineage: Eukaryota; Fungi; Basidiomycota; Agaricomycetes; Agaricales; Psathyrellaceae. The transcript is spliced from 3 exons. The record is from RefSeq and is a predicted model, not a curated record.